GAUUUACAAUUGUUCAUAAGCUUGAAGGGAUUUUCCAUUGUAACAAUCUGUUUUAGUGCGUCAUUAUUCGAGACAUCAAGCCGAAAACACCGCAUCAUUUUCUUAGCCGUUAGUAAAGCUCACAUCAACAGGCCGACAGAUCUCACCGCCGCCGACAUUCCGCUUGAUCGACAUGGAAAAGACGGUCGAGAGUAUCUUCGAGCAGAACUGAAAGCGAAAGGACAAGCGGAUACUGUAGAGGAUAUGCUUCGAGUUGGAUUUCACUGGCCACCACUGGUCACCGUUAACCACCUACACAUGCAUAUCAUCUACCCUAUCAGCGAGUUAUUAAAAUCAUUGGCUCACUUCAUCAAAAAGGGCGACCUGUCCAAUCCAUGUAAACAUCCAAAC
This is a messenger RNA of Ostertagia ostertagi, 390 nucleotides long. The record is from the annotation of a GenBank genome assembly. Lineage: Eukaryota; Metazoa; Nematoda; Chromadorea; Rhabditida; Trichostrongylidae.